AUGUAUAAAGCAUUCCGAAGUCUAGAGCUGACUAUGCUGCUUGACCAGAGAUCCAGCAUCUCGGACCUCGUCUCCUUAUUCCAAGGUAUCUUUGCCAGAGAACCGCCUCUUGUGGCCCGAGAAUCUUCUAGCCAGCUACCACCAGCUCCCCAACAGCAUCAGAGAGCCCCGCCUCCUGUCCCUCCUCUGCCCCCCGAAAUUGGAAGAUCAAAUCACAUAUUACCUACAGUUCAAAGCCCAAAGCCUGAUAGGCCACCGCCAAAGCCACCAAAAGGCGAGGAUACGGUGUCGAAAUAUGACAGACCAGCGCCUCUCCCACGCCAAGGGCAACAAUUAAGAGGUUAUGCUCCACAAGCUGUUGUUCAUACGAAUGCCCAGGUAGUGCCUCCUAAGUCGGGAGCAUUGCCCAUCUCGGAAGGCCCGCCUCAACAGCACUUACAGUUCGACCAACGAGUCCCCUUUGCCCAAGACCCGCGGCGUUCGUUCAAUGGGCCAGCAACACCUAUCAGUCCCCUUGAUAAUAAAGUCGGGUACAACAGACAGCCGGGAACUGGCCAGGACUCUCCUCAUUAUCCUGCACAGUACCAAACUUCGCAAUAUGGGAACUCACGCGCUCAGCAAUCAAACUUCCCCCACCCACCGAUCCAACACCCCACUCAGCAACCUCCGCUGCCGCAAGCGAUGCAGCCUCCGAAACCGAAGCCUGCAGAAGAUCUACUCACUUCACCCUUUGACACGGCCAUGCCUCUCCAAGUCACGAAUGUCGCCCCGCCUCCAAUCCCGCCAAAUCCACAGAAAGACGCUCUGCUGUCCACACUUUCCAGGACCCUCACUCAACAGAUACAAGCAGUCCACAAUUCCAACAUGUUAGCAAUCACCCCUCUACGAGCCCAGCAGGCUGCUCUCACCUCCACCUUAAACGCCAUCAACCGGGAAAUCUCCCAACUGGACGACCUGGAAACCCUGCUCACCUCCAAUGAAUCUAUCCUCCGUCGAGCAAUGCGCGACGCGGAUAAAGUGCUCGAUGAUGCAAAGAGACGGAAAGUGCCAAAUGUAGAUGAAGUGCUUGUCGCGCCAACAGUGGUGGCCGGCCAGCUGUAUCGGACAGUGGCUGAGGAGAAGGCUAUCGAGGAUGCUCGAGGUGCUUUGGGUAAGGCGUUGGAUAAGGGGAAGAUUGGGGGCUUUGUGUGGGCAAAGCCAAGUAUCAGCAACCCUCCCGCAGACAGCAUCCUCAGCCUCGACAAGAGCACGGAAGCAUGGCCCAAACAGCUCGACAAAGCCUGCGAAUUCCUAAGCAUAGAUCUGGCUGCUGCAAGCAGAAACGCUUUCCCCUCCCAAGAAAAUGGCGCUCCUCGAACGAAUCCUGCCUUCGACCCGUUGGCGGAAUACGCCUUGCGAUGGCUGCUCAAGAGACUCCAACCGGAGGAGGGCAGGCCGAGCGAGCAGUGCAAGGUCUAUGAUAGCUGGGUGCUACUACAAGAGCUGGUGAAGCGGAAUCUGGCUAGUUGUGUGGCGAAGCAGCUAAAGAGUCAUGGGUUUAAUAACAUUGUGGCUACGAUGAUGGUGUGGUUGAGGGACGAGGCUGCUAAGGAUCUUGCGAAGGAAGGGCCGGUUAGGGUCUCUGAUUUGUCUAGCAAUUCUGGGUCGCCGGUGCCUGCUGGGGUUGUGGAAAAUUUUGAUGCGUCGGAUAAUCCGGAGUCGUCUGCGUCUUCUGCAGCAAGAGAUGCGGAUACGGAGGGAAAUCUAGAGUUGGCUACGCUUGUUCCGGUAUCAAGGUCGAGGAAAAGGAAGAGGGGCAAUACAACAGCUACGGGGACGACUCCAGCAAGAAAUACUGAUACAUCAAGCAACUCAGACUUGUCUACGCUCACUCCGGUAUCAACGUCAAAGAGAAGAAAGAGGGGCAAUACAACAGCUACUGAAGCUUCGAUUUUUCGUGAUAUUGAUGUCUUGUUCACGGCCAUCUGCGGAGCCUUACGGCAGAUCGUGAAUCUGACAAAACGAGAAUUCGCGGGCUCGCAAGAGUAUGAUGCUGAGCUGAUGAAACAUACAUUGAAGAUGGCUCCGGAAACUUUAGCAGAAAUAUCAGGAAGCACCUUUUACCUGGUUGUCUAUUUCCUUCAGAUGCCCUUACGAGAUUCCCGGCAAGAUCAAGCGGCCGUGUUCGCGCUUGAAGCGGGGCUUGAGGACGUUGCUUAUGAGCCGUGCCUAUCUCCUGUAUUCCGACUCUGGGAGCUGAGGUCCGCGAGGAGCCCUCGUACGUCUGUCAAGGAAGUGAAUCAAGCAUUUGAGAAGUUCUGUACUGUUCCAGCUCUCCAAUUGCUUCGCUUAUGUGAGGAAUGGGGCUGUUCAGAAAUCGCAAUGAGCCAAGUAUCUGACAGGCUGAGAAGUCUCUUGACCAGCCAUAUUGUCCUCCCAUUACGACUUUCGGUGCUUGAGCCAAAUAAGCUCGACGAGAAGGCAGAUUGUUUCGUCGGCGUUAAAGAAAGCUUCAUACGGGAACUACGAGCACGCUCUCUCGUUCGAAUGGGCUGCUACACGAAAGUCGAGGCAAAAACGAUGCGUCAUCACAAAAACGAGGACAAGGUCCAGCACACACAAAUGACGUUACUAUCUCGGUUCUUCCGGUUGGCACUUAGUAUUAAGCCACGACAUUCUCAGAAACUUCGACAGGUGGAAGAUUUCUGGAUUGAAAAGCUCUACACCGCUCUUGAUGAUGUUGCAGCUACAAUUCAACCGCCGAUUUCCAGGACCAAGGUACAAAAGUGUCAUCAGCGGUUGCUUCGAUGGAUGCUCGAGGAUGUCAAGAAGUCAAAAGUGGAAAUGAGCGACAAGACAUACCAGCUAAUCUUGGAAAAGGCUACAAGCUUACGGCAAAAUGAAGUGAAGGAUCAGCUUGAAUGGGAGAUUGUCUGCUUGAUUCUCUCAAUCGAAUCAGACAUCUUUGUGGUACCGGACGUAGGAGAGGGAGAGAAGAGACCCAACGCACUAUUGACUGGGCUGUUGACUUCUCUGACGAAUUUUGAACCGGAAGAUAUCGAUGCGCGGCGAGCUAUCUUCGAAAAUGCCCUUAAUCCAUUGUUGGAAGGCUACGUCCGAGCCCGGGAUCUGACAGGUUUUUUUGACCAUUGGAAGGUUCAGAUCGAUGUUGUGCAGCGGAAAGUCUCUGACUCCGCGGAAAGUGGACUCACCGGGACCUUUAGCAUUUGGGAAGAUGAGGAUAUGAUUAAGGCUGCUGCAGUGCACAUUGAAAGUCUAACCGUGCAACAGAUCAUCGAUUUUGCGUCAAGCAUGAUAGGAGAUCUGUCUAGGUCCUGGUCAACAUGUGUCAUCCUUGAGAGCAUCUUUCGAGGAGUGAGACGGAAUGACACUGAUAGUAGCUUUGUUGGCUUGGUCAAUUGGGCACAGGUCGUCUCGAAGAGCCUGGUUCGGUCUCUUAAAGAACCAAUGGAGCGUAAUGUUCGGACGAGGUGGAGAAUAUGGAGAACCUUGACCACUAUCCUCCAUUGGUCUACAACUCACGAGUAUCUCAUGUUGUCGCCGGUAAUGAAGGAGACGGUUAAGCUUGGCUUUGAGAUAAUUGGUUCCGUUCCGUCUUGUUCAGAGACACCGGAAGGACUCCACGACUACAAGGAACAUUUUUAUGCUUUUCAGUUCCUGGUAGAUGCGAUGAGCAUGGGCGAUAUCUGGGGUCCUGGCAUUUCAACAUCAAAGAAGUUGCACAAAGCUGUCAAGAAGAUCAUGAAUAUUAUGAAACCUUUUCAUCGCCGUUUGGAAAAUGAUAUCUGGCAAAAUCUCAAACCAGUAGGGGAAGACAUGGCAGUGUUCACGCCUGGGGCAGAUAUCCUUUCCAUCGAGAGUUUGUAUCUGGGCUGCAUGGCUCUCAUAUUCUUGAACUCCAAUUUACUUAGACUACUCGAUCAGAAAUUUCGGUGCAAAUACAUAGAUCGAGUGUAUGGAUGCGCCCUCUAUCAACAAAGAUCGUCGAUACAGCCGAGUGCCGAUGUGAUCGAUUUUGGUUGGCCUUGGCGGCAGCUCCUCCGUAUAUUACCCACUAUAGACAAUCUUGAAACUUAUAAAUGUGUCCGUGACCUACAGAUCAGUCGUUAUCUCAAAGCCUCGCAGUUUGAAGAUCCAAAAUUCUUCAAUAUUGGUUCUGCUGAUCACGCUCUGGCCUUCGAAAGCCUUCACUUUAUUCCUGUCGAAGAGCUGAGUGCGGGACAACGAACGAUUCUUGCAGACUGCGUGCUUCGAACUCUGUUAAGCGGUCGCACAACAACUUCUGAAGAUAUCUCGGAUCAUCUCAAUAUGCUUUGCAAGCUGAUUAGCAAGCCUGAGAAGCGUAUGUGCAUACUACGAAACCUCGAACCAGCCACAAAUGCAGAUCCAGCACCAAGCAAUGAGCCCGUCUUGACUAGACUUGCUAAGCUCACGAGACCUGCCUCGAGAUUGCACCAGUCAAAAGCUACAUGUCUGGAUGCUUUCAAUCGGCUUGUACGGCGUGUCAUGAAGUACCUAACUUCUACAAUUCAUCGGAAAGAGUCCGUUGAUGUCUUAACCGAGUACUUACAAUGGAUCAGUUCUGAGCCUCAGUACUUUGCUCGAAUUGACCUCACUUAUACAUCAUUUACGGUCAUUGGAGGCGAGCUAUUCAAGGCUUUGUAUGAUUGCGACAAUGAGCUUGCCGCAGGACUGGCGCGAGGACACGUAAUGCAGACAGCUGAACAAAAGUACUUGCGAAGGCUUCUCGAUACGCUGAAAGGUGCUGUUGCUCGUAGUGGUGGUGAUAGGAUUAACAUUGCUUCUGCAGAAGACAGACUUGAGCUUGGCAUUGUUCUAGGAUGCUUGGUUGAUCAUACGUAUACGCUAAGAGAGAAAUCCUCAGAUAACUUUGAGAAUAGAUGGGUCAACCAACUCGGUCUGCUCAGUCGAGCAGUGUACGAAUUACAACAAAAACCCGCCUUAAGUGAAGAAGAACUUGGUAGCCCCGACGUCUGUGGACUCGAAUAUCUUGCCAUACGAUUGGCUCGCCUUGACCUUGCCUUACAACGCCAUAGUGACGGCUUUGUGUAUUGCAUUUUAGAGACGGCAAGAAUGCUCAGCCCACAGGACCCAAGCGGGAGUUCUAUGGAUCCCCUUAGCGCUGAAGAGGGUACACGUCGCUUCGCUUUGCGCGAGACUACAUUAAGAGAUGAGAUGAGGAAAAUCGUUCACAACGCUGUAUCCUCUCUCGACACGGAAGAUACGUUGACGCUACUGACACAGCUCAAUGAAUCCGCCGCCCUAAGUGAAGGUCAGCUCUACGUCUUCCGAGCAGUAAUACUCUCCAUCGACCAAGAAGUCUCACCGGAAAUGAAAAAAUCUAUCUCCCGCACAAUAACCACCCUCUACAGCUCCCUCUGGUCUCCCACCACCUCUCUCCGCCUUGCAAUCCUCUCCCUCCAAAAUAUCAACACCUUCCUCACCCUCCACCCACACCUGGCAACCCAAUGGCACAUCGACAACCUCCUCCUCGCAAUCUCAAAACUCGGCCACCAUCUCCUCCUCCACCGCACCAGCCUCGACUCAGCCAAACUCUACACCUGUCUCACCCGCCUCUUCACCACCCUCCUCCGCGCCCACCGCACCCGUAUAGGCGGCCGCCACCACCUUGUCCUCUCAGCCCUCCAGCCCCUCCUCCGCUGCCUUUUCACGCCCUUCCCACCUUCCCCCGACUCCCCGCCCCCUCCACCUUCUAUCUUCAACGAAACCCACGCCGCUGACUACGCCCGCGUACUCACUCUGCUCUGCGACCCGACCGUCUCGUCCGUCUCGCGUAAGCGGAAGCGGAAGCGCGGACACGGUGGCGAAUUGAAUGAUGAGACGAAGACUGCAAGGAGGAUUGCUGGGCAACAUUUGCGCGUCUGGGUGGUGGAGUAUUGUCAGUGUUUGCUAAUGGGGAAGUUGGAGGUGGGGGCGAGGGAGAAAUUGAAGGUGGGGGUGUGGGCGGUCUUGGGGGUUGUGGAUGCUGCUGGUGGGGGUGGGGAUGGGGAGGGAGGAGGAGGGGGGGAGGGGAUCAAGAUUGUGAGUGAGGGGAUGGGCAUUGGGGAGGAGGGGCGGGGUGUGCUCAUGGGGGUUUAUAAGGAGUGGAAACGGUUUGGGCGGUGGAAGGAGGGGCUACGAUGCGGUGCCACCAUUCGACCCUUCCUCCUGCCAAAGACCCCCAAAGAAUCCCUGGGAAAGCGCUCCCCCUCCCCCUCCCCUUAUACAGAGCCACCAGAUUUCUCUCCCGGCCCAAACGAAGCCAUCUGCAACAUCACAGCCUUCAAGCUCUACACGGGCUCCGAACCCUCUUACACCUACACCUCCACCGAGAUCACGAUCCUGCCGAAAACCCGCCACCGGUUAGCGUGGCAGUUCAAUGACACGGUUUCACGAACUGUGACGCUGCAGAGCCGUGAUCCUGACGAGACUGGUGCGUGGAGAAGUAUAGUACUGCAGGGAGGUGAGACGGGGAAUGCUAGGGUCGAGUUUCCUGACGAGAGGGCUGUGAGAGUGGUGGUGGAUGUGGCGAAGCGAGUUGGGAGUUCGACGUUUGAUAUGUUGGUUGUGCUCUAUCGAUGGGAUUGGAGGGUUGUGAGUGCGGAGGUUGAGUGA
Molecule: messenger RNA, 6636 nt
Organism: Bacidia gigantensis
Lineage: Eukaryota; Fungi; Ascomycota; Lecanoromycetes; Lecanorales; Ramalinaceae
Exons: 7
Coding region: 1-6636 (2211 amino acids)
Biological process (GO): ribosome biogenesis
Cellular component (GO): nucleolus
Source: RefSeq, a predicted model, not a curated record